Cladophialophora yegresii CBS 114405 is the source of this 1179-nucleotide messenger RNA. RefSeq names its product NAD-dependent histone deacetylase SIR2. Bases 1 to 1179 code for a protein of 392 amino acids. The record is from RefSeq and is a predicted model, not a curated record. Lineage: Eukaryota; Fungi; Ascomycota; Eurotiomycetes; Chaetothyriales; Herpotrichiellaceae. Gene Ontology annotation, molecular function: histone deacetylase activity, NAD-dependent; NAD+ binding. The transcript is spliced from 2 exons.
AUGGGCAACGAGAACUCCACUCCGGUCGAUGAGGCCACACCUCCCACCACGCUCUAUGGGCGCAAUAUCGAAGCGGUAGCUCAAUAUAUCAAGGAAAAAGAUGUCAAAAAGAUUGUCGUCAUGACCGGAGCCGGCAUCAGCACCUCUGCCGGUAUACCAGAUUUCCGAUCGCCUGAUACUGGUCUGUACGCCAACCUCGCCCGACUCAACCUACCGUAUGCCGAAGCCGUCUUUGACAUCUCGUACUUCCGAAAGAACCCAUUGCCCUUCUACACUCUCGCCCACGAGCUCUAUCCAGGCAAAUACCGUCCGACAGUGAGCCAUUCAUUCAUCAGCCUUCUUAAUAAGAAGGGCCGAUUGCUGAAGCUCUUCACCCAAAAUAUCGACUGUCUUGAGCAAGAAGCUGGGGUGCCAGGGGACAAGAUUGUGUAUGCGCAUGGAUCUUUUGCUACUCAACGAUGCAUCGAUUGCCAGACGGAAUACCCCGACGACCGAAUGAAAGAUACGGUUCAGAAGAUGGAGGUCCCGCGCUGUAUCAGGAAGACCUGCAAUGGACUUGUGAAGCCAGAUAUCGUGUUCUUUGGAGAGGCCCUUCCAGAGGCCUUCCACCGCAAUCGAAGCCUACCGGCAAAAGCAGAUCUCGCAAUCAUCAUGGGCACCAGUUUGACUGUACAGCCUUUUGCCAGUCUGCCAUCGUUCGUAAGGGAGGAGACGCCGCGUGUGCUUAUCAAUUUCGAGAGAGUAGGUGGCCUCGGUUCCAGACCUGAUGACGUCCUUUUGUUGCAGGACUGCGAUGAGGGCGUUCGUAAGUUUGCCGAUGCAUUGGGUUGGCGAGAAGAAUUGGAACAAGAGUGGGCCAGAACGAACGCUGGGAAAGUCGAAAAGAAGCGACCAGAGGCUCCUACGAACAGUCGACAAGAGGAACUGGACCAAGAGGUGGAGAAAUUGACAAAGGACAUUGAUACUUCACUGAAGCUUUCGGGUGAGACCAGCGACAGGAUCAGGGCAGAAAUUGAGAAAGGCACUUCACCUUCAUCUCGACCGACUUCAAUCCCUUCCUCGACCGAACCUUCUGAUGUUCUCACCACUCCACAAACCACCACGUCGGCAAGCUCAUUUACACUUAAUCAUGUGUAUCCUCAUCUGAAAGAGGACAAACCUGAGAAACCGUCCCUUUAG